AUUCAUUAAAAUAAAAGUUUUAUAUUUAUUUAUGCCAUUUUUCUAUAAAAUUUAUUUUGUCGUUUCAUUUUCUCAUAAUUUAUGCGGUAUGCAAAAUUAUGCCAGGGAUGAAAAUAAAUAGUGAACAAGCUAACAGUCAAGAUAUAAAAAUGGAAAGAGAUGAUAAUACGAAGAAAGUUAUAGAUAAGUUUCAUAUUGAUCAUAUACUUAAACAAAUGUAUAAUGAUAUAUUUAAAGGAGGAAAUUUUGCUGACAUUAUUUUAAGCUUUCAUAACAAAGAAAUUAGAGUUCAUCGAAUAAUUUUAGCUGCUUCUUCUGAAGUAUUCUCGACAAUGUUACAAACCAACAUGAAGGAAAAAAUUGAUGGAAAAGUUGAUAUGGAAUUAUCGGGUUUACUUCCACGCUUUGCUGACGAUUUUAUCAAAUACUUAUAUACUGGCGAGAUUGAACUUACUGUAGAAAAUGUAGAGUCCUUAUUUUCAUGUGCAAAUUUUUUUAUAAUUGAUGGUCUUCGUGAUGCUUGUUCUAGUUUUUUGAAAGAUAUUCUUUCUCCUAUGAACUGCUUAUCAGUGAGUACAAUAGCAAAUCGAUAUUGUUGCUUUGAUUUAGAGCAAAAAGCCUUAAAGAUGUUGCAUGACAAUUUCUCAUUAGUUGCUAAUGGAACAGAAUUUUUGAAUUUAAGUUUGGAAGAUUUAAUUGAGAUUUUGUCUAGUGAUGAAAUUCAAGUCUCAAGUGAAGAUGUGGUUUUUAGUGCUUUGAUGAAAUGGAUUUAUUUUGAUUCAUCAGUAAGAUUGCUACAUUUUGAAGAUUUGUUUAAGUGCAUACGAAUUCCAUACUUAUCUCAAAAGUUUAUUUCAACAACAAAGUUUCAAAAUUCUUAUUAUGAAAAAUAUCUUUCAAGGGCUAUUUCUUUCAGUAAAACAGUUUCUCCUCGAAAAUGUCUUGAUACAGCGACAGUAAUUAUGACAACUGGUGGUUAUGAUGGUAACAACUGUUUGCUGGCUUCAUUUGCUUUCAAUACCAUCACACAAAAAUGGGGAAGUUUAGCACCAAUGAAAGUAGCAAGGCAUGAUCAUGGAACAGUUUUAAUUUGGAAUAAAGUUUUUGUUAUUGGUGGUUUAAACAGCCAUAGAGGACCAAUUUCUAAUGUUGAAUGCUUUAAUCCAAGUCAAAAUCAGUGGUCUGAAGUUUGUGAAAUGAAUUCUAAAAGAAAAUCAGCUGGAGUGUGUGUAUACAAUGAUAAAAUAUUUGUUAGUGGUGGUUUGGAUGGAAGUUAUAAUGCUCUAGAUACUGUUGAGUUUUAUGACCAUGAGCUUAACACAUGGAACAUGUUUAUGCCAAUGAAUGAGGCAAGAUAUUGUCAUGGUCUUGUUGGUAAUGAAACUUGUUUAUUUGCAGUUGGUGGCUGGAAAUCAGCAUCAUUAGAGCGUUAUUAUAACUCUCAAUGGUGCUUGCUUUCUCCAAUGUCAAUACCACGUGCAGGAGCAACUUAUCUUAUUUUUAACAAUAAAAUUUAUGUUUUUGGUGGUUAUAGUGAAAGAUAUUGUGUAUCUUCUCUUGAAAUAUAUGACAUUACUUUAGACAACUGGGUUAUUCAGAGUUCAUCUCAAAUUUCAAGGUGGCGAGCUGGAUCAACUCUGGUUAAUAACAAACUGUUUAUAAUAGGAGGAAGGGACUGUUCUUGGAAAUAUCUGGAUAUUGUAGAAAGUUAUGACUUAGAAAGAGACGAGUGGUCUAUUGAUCUACCAUUUCCUUUUCAAGUUAUGGGUCUUGAGUGUUCUACUCUUAAUUUACCAAAGCAUUUUAUACGUUUUUCAAAGUAAUUUUAAUAUUUUUUGUAUAUAGUAUAUUUAUAAUUAUUAAAUAAUAUAAUUUAUAAAAAGUUUUUAUCAAACAAAUAAGUUAUUCAAUAAAAAAAUUAAAAUACAAAUAAGCAAAUUAAAAUACUUUUUUUUUAAGAAUAUAAGUUAAUAAGUAAAUUUUUCUCAAUUUAUAAAUGAUCUUAGAGACCGUUUUAGUUUGACAAAAGAAAUGUGUUUUCUUCAUCAUUGAAUUAUUUAUUUUGAUACUUUUUGUUGUUGUUUUGGCAAUUUUAAAGUUUUUAUGGCAUAAAUUUUGGAAGAGUUUUUAUUUUAUUCUAUUUCUAGUAUAUGACCAUUAUAAGCACUAAUACAUGUAUAAAUACGAAUUUUAAGUUAUACUAAAAUAUUAAUUAAAAACAUAAAUUAAUUGAAAAUCUAGGUAUACGAUGAGAAUGUUUAUUUGUCAUGAUGUACUAAAAAUUGUAGUACACUUCCUAGAUAUUACAGCUACCAUUGUCAUGCUAUGAGGAAAUUAACGUUGUAAUUUUUAUAAUGCAAAUAUAUUAGUAUAUAAUA
Molecule: messenger RNA, 2378 nt
Organism: Hydra vulgaris (swiftwater hydra)
Lineage: Eukaryota; Metazoa; Cnidaria; Hydrozoa; Anthoathecata; Hydridae
Product: kelch-like ECH-associated protein 1
Molecular function (GO): protein binding
Source: RefSeq, a predicted model, not a curated record